AUGAAGCAGUGGCCACUGCCCCGUGAACAAGUACUUGCGAUCGACAAGUUCUUUGCCGGUCGUUUAGCUGCGGGCCAUGUGAAGGAAUCUACUUCCCCACAUAGCUCUCCGACCUUCUGUGUGCGAAAAGCAACAGGAGGGUGGCGGAUAGUGCACGCGUUCAACAAAUUGAAUGCUGCAACGGUAUCGGCGUCUGAGCCGAUACCGAGGAAGGACGUAAUCAUUGAUGGUAUGUCAAAGAGUACCAUCUUUUCGUCCAUGGAUUUGAUGGAUGGCUUCUAUCAAAUCCUUAUGCGAGAACGGGAUGUACCCUAUACCGCAGUUAGCACGCCUAGCGGCGUGCUCUGGGAAUGGCUAGUAAUGCCACAAGGGCUUAGUAAUGCCCCUGCCACGUUCAACAGAUGUGUAUCACAUCUGUUGAGACCAGUACGAGAAUUCGCGCCGAGGUAUUUCGAUGACGUAUUCAUCCAUAGUCGGGCUAUGGAUGGAAAGUCGGACGUUGAGGUUCACAGGUACCACGUCCGACAGGUCCUUACAAUCAUGCGAAAGCAUCAAUUGUAUGCAAACCUCAAGAAGUGUACAUUUGCCGCAAGCGAACUACCACUUCUUGGGUGCAUCGUUGGUAAGAACGGUGUACGUCCUGAUCCCGAAAAGAUCAAGGCGAUCACCGACUGGCCUGUGCCGGUUGAUGUCAAAGGUCUUCGAAAAUUCCUUGGGCUAGCGGCGUAUUUGCAUAAGUAUUCACGUAAUUACGCCGAGAUGACUGUGCACCUCUCUCGUUUGUUGAAAAAGAACGAGAGGUGGUUAUGGAACGCUGAAUGUCAACGCUCCUUUGAGGGUAUCAAGAAGAGCUUGAUACAAUCCCCAGUCCUAGCAAUUGCCGAUCAGGACAGGCCAUUUCAUGUGGUCUGUGAUGCCAGCGAUUUCGCAAUCGGCUGUGCAUUAAUGCAGUACGACCUUGAAGGCGUUGAACGAGUCGUCUGCUACCAGUCGCGUCAGCUGCGAUCAGCUGAGCGGAACUAUCCAGUGCAUGACAAGGAACUCCUUGCCAUGAAGUAUGCACUCGCGAAGUUCAGAGUCUAUCUAUUAGGAGAUAGACCCUUCAUUGUUUACACUGACCAUGCGUCAUUACGCACGGCAGUGAACAGCCCGCACCUUUCACAACGAAUGGCGCGGUGGUUGUCAUUCUUGGCGGAAUACAACUUUAUGGUCGAGUACAAACCAGGACGACUUAAUGUCGUCGCUGAUGCACUCUCACGUCGUCCCGACUUUGAAACAGUCGUGAAACCCAACAGUGAGACAGUCACUGUUGCGGUUAUGACGUCCUCAGUCCCAUCUACAACGUUGUACGAUGAUGUGAGGCGGGCAUACGCCCAAGAUGGUGGGAUUGUGAAGUUGUUGACACAUCUCUCCCAACCGUCUCGAGAAUCGUUGGAACGAUUUUCGUCUGCGUAUCGAUCUGCAUCAGAUCGAUACACUACUCGUAACGGUUUACUGUACUAUACAGCCGUUUCUGGUGACACACCACGUGUUGUCAUUCCUGAUGAUACUGAUCUGCGUUUGCGGAUCAUGUUCGAGUAUCACGAUGCUCCUAUAGGAGGACAUCGUGGCCGAGAGAAAACAUAUCUCACGGUAAGUCGAGACUUUUACUGGCCCCGCCAGUAUCAGUUUGUGCGAAAGUAUGUUCGCGCAUGCGAAGUCUGUCAACGAGUGAAGUCAAGUCCUUCACUGCGUGCACCUUUACAGCCUCUACCGGUUCCGGAUGAGUGCUGGGAAUCCGUCUCAAUGGAUUUCGUCUUCGGGUUACCCAAAGACGCACGCGGGAAUACGGGUAUUCUCGUAUUUGUUGACAGAUUCAGCAAAAUGGUACACCUUGUGGCUGUACCAGAGACAAUCACGGCAAGUGGCUGUGCUUGUGUCUUUAUUGAAACCAUCUUCCGACUUCAUGGUUGCCCCGUGAACUCGUAUCAGACAGAGAUCCACGCUUCACUGCUGAUUUCUGGCGUUCCGUGUUCAAAUCACUCGGAACGCGCUUGA
This is a messenger RNA of Peronospora matthiolae, 2037 nucleotides long. NCBI's taxonomy places the organism in Eukaryota, Oomycota, Peronosporomycetes, Peronosporales, Peronosporaceae. The record is from the annotation of a GenBank genome assembly.